AUGCACGAGUCCCCAAGUCAUCAUGAUGGUAUGGACAUUGCUAUGUUGGCACAACUAUUUGAUAGCUGGCCUAAUAGCAACGAGUAUCAUAUCUCAGAAUGUGAUACGAUUUUAUUGCCUUGUGAUAUUCUUGGACUAUUUUUGUUGUUCAUCUUGGACCAACAAAAAAAAGUUGUUUCUAUUUUGGACCCGCUUUCAAUACCUACUUUUGGAAAGCAUAUACUUAAAACUAUGGUCAACGAUCUAAACCUUGCACUUCAAACUGCAAACCCUGCCUUUAAGGACGACAUUUUGAAAUGGGGAUGCAAAGUUCCUGUUGUUCCCACAAAUCCAUACGGUCCCCUAUCUGGUUAUUUGAUUUUCAAUUUAAUGCACUCAUGGCAUGAUGGAACACUACAUUUUCCAGUACCCAAGGAUGAUUUUGAACUGAGGAAGCGCUUUUUGGUUCAUAUUUUGAAGUAUGAAGAAAAUGAAGUUCUAAACAAUAUCCCAGUCUUAGAACGAAGCAUUAUAGAUCGAAUCAAAAGAUGGACCUUCCAGGAUCAUCAUCAAAUGAUGAUUACUAGAUAA
Messenger RNA from Triticum dicoccoides, 570 nucleotides. RefSeq lists its product as uncharacterized. The record is from RefSeq and is a predicted model, not a curated record. The transcript has 4 exons. Lineage: Eukaryota; Viridiplantae; Streptophyta; Magnoliopsida; Poales; Poaceae. Bases 1 to 570 code for a protein of 189 amino acids.